Messenger RNA from Westerdykella ornata, 2427 nucleotides. Its product is annotated as eukaryotic translation initiation factor 3 subunit B. Gene Ontology annotation, molecular function: translation initiation factor activity; RNA binding; translation initiation factor binding. The transcript is spliced from 3 exons. NCBI's taxonomy places the organism in Eukaryota, Fungi, Ascomycota, Dothideomycetes, Pleosporales, Sporormiaceae. Gene Ontology annotation, biological process: translational initiation. The record is from RefSeq and is a predicted model, not a curated record. Bases 41 to 2257 code for a protein of 738 amino acids. Gene Ontology annotation, cellular component: eukaryotic translation initiation factor 3 complex.
CGAUGGGUGAAUUUUACGGACGACCACAUCACCAGGCAAAAUGGCGCCCUCAUAUGAAAACCUCCCGAUCGACGACGAGGAGUUCGACGAAUCUCAAAUCGACUUUACCGACCUCGAAGAGCAGUAUCAGGUCCGCCUGGAUGAGGGGCUCGACGCCUUUGUCGUGGUGGAUGGCCUGCCCAAGGUCCCGGAAGACAACAAGGCGAAGCUCGUGAAGUUCAUUCUCAGGAAGCUGAAUUCGGUGGGGAAGGUCAAAGAGGAUGGCGUGUACAUGCCGCUGAACGAGGAGACGGGUCAGACCGAGGGUUUUGCCUUCGUCGAGUACAGCGCUCCCAGCGAGGCGGUUGCCGCCGUCAAGCAGCUCCAUGGCACUCCGCUCGACAAGAAACACACCAUGGCCGUAAACAAGCUCACGGACAUCGACCGCUAUGGACGCGAGGGCCGCAUUGACGAGGAGUACCACCCGCCCGAGAUCGAGCCCUUCCAGCAGAAAGAGCACUUGCGAUCAUGGCUUGGAGACCCCGACGCUCGCGACCAGAUGGUUAUGUUCCGCGGAGAUAAGGUGGGCGUUUUCUGGAAUGAAAAGGAGGACGCGCCGGAGCAGGUGGUUGAUCGCGAAAACUGGACCGAGUCGUUCGUGCAGUGGUCUCCCCUAGGCACGUAUCUUACCUCGAUACACGCUCAGGGUGUGCAACUCUGGGGUGGCAAGGCGUGGAGUAGGCAAAAGCGUUUUGCCCAUCCGGGUGUCAAUCUGGUCGACUUCUCGCCCAACGAGAAGUAUGUCACGACGUGGUCACAUAGGCCACUGCAGGUUGACGAAAACCACCCUGUCCCGUCGCUUUCUCUGGAAGAAGAUGGCAAGAACUACAUCAUUUGGGACAUCGCUACUGGCAAGCCGCUGCGAUCAUUUGCUACUCUGGAGGUUCCCACGUCCACCGAUGCUGAGGGUAACCCAGUGAAGAAGAAGAUGCAGUGGCCUACAUUCAAGUGGUCUGCGGAUGACAAGUAUGUCGCUCGUAUGACACAAGGGCAGUCCAUUUCCAUCUAUGAACUGCCCAGGAUGAACCUCUUGGACAAGGCCUCUGUCAAGAUUGAGGGAGUCAUGGAUUUCGAAUGGGCACCCGCCACUCCUAAGCGGGACGGCGUCAGGACGUACGAGCAGCUUUUCUGCUACUGGACUCCUGAGCUCGGCAGCAACCCUGCGAAGGUCGGUCUCAUGUCCAUCCCAUCCAAAGAAGUGGUCCGUACACGAAACCUCUUCAACGUGUCAGAUGCCAAGUUGCACUGGCAAUCGGAGGCCGCCUACGUCUGCGUCAAGGUCGAUAGGCAUUCCAAGUCCAAGAAGUCCAUGGCCACAAAUCUCGAAAUCUUCCGCGUCCGCGAAAAGGGUGUCCCGGUUGAAGUCGUCGACUCGAUCAAGGACACGGUUAUCAACUUUGCUUGGGAGCCCAAGGGCAGCCGAUUCGUCCUCAUCACAACCGCGGAACCCCUGGCGCAGACCGCUGUUCCACCCAAGACGGCAGUAUCAUUCUUCGCACCUGAGAAGGUGAAGGGCGGCGGCGUGGGCAACUUCCGUCACAUCCGCACCAUCGACAAGAAGAACAGCAACGCCAUCUACUGGUCACCAAAGGGCCGUUUCGUGGUGGUCGCCACCCUUCAGUCUCAGCAGUCAUGCGACCUUGACUUCUGGGAUCUGAGUUUCGAGAAGCCCAAGGAUGACAAGGAUGACAAGGAGAAGGAGCUGAAUGCCAAUCUACAGCUCAUGGCCACUGCCGAGCAUUACGGAGUCACCGAUAUCGAAUGGGACCCGACCGGUCGCUAUGUUGCCACGGUCGCCAGUGCCUUCCGACACCAGAUGGAGAACGGAUACCACCUCUACGACUUCAAGGGCACCCUACUCCGCGAAGAGCACAUUGACCGCUUCAAGCAACUCAUCUGGCGGCCGCGACCGGCGACGCUGCUCUCCAAGGAGGAGCAGGCCGAGAUACGCAAGAACCUGCGCAACUACUCCAAGAUCUUCGACGAGCAGGAUCUGGCCAAGAAGAACACGGCCAACCGGCAGGUCGUCGAGGCUCGCCGGCGCCUGUUGCAGGAAUGGCUGGCGUGGCGCGAGAGCAUGAUCCAGAUGCUCAAGGAGGAGGGCGCCGAGAUUGAGCUGAACAACGGAAAGGUGCGGACGGAUCAUGAUGGCGAGGUCGAGGAGAUUGAGGAGAUUGUCGAGGAGAUUAUUGAGGAGACGGAGGAGGUGAUUGGUUAGUAGUGGUGCGGCGUGAGCAUGACCGUGUGCGGGAGAUACUUGGGAGGUUAUGCGAUGUGUGUGGAAUUUUCUUGAGCAUGCUGGGAUCUCUCUAAACUGUAGUGGAGCGCUGCAUGGGUCCGGUGCUUAGGAGGGUCAAAAUACAAUGCUUGUUCACACAUGGAUAAUGG